UUUGAGAAAUCUGGAUUCGUCUCCUCCAUUAAAACAUCUCUGACAUCGAUCUCCAUCUCUCUCUCUCUCUCUCUCUCUCUCCGUCGACCCUCGUUGUAAAAAAGAUGAAAGCUUUCUACGUAUUUGCCGUCUCCCUUAUUCUUCUCACCUUGAAUUCUCGGGGAGAAGCAAGUGGUUCUGUUUUCUUUAUUGAUGGAUCCAAUAACCAAUAUCUUCGUCCACGAUCGUCUAGUGAGGCGCUUCCUAUGUCUCCCUUUGAAAUAUCUGCAGCAGUGUCUGCUUUGUUGGGUUUUGCACCUUCAGCAACUUUGACUGCUGAUGGCUCAUCCAAGCUGAACAAGAUUCUAAAACCUAAUCCAUUUGAGAGGCCUCAGGCUGCUUUUGUGCUAGAAAUCGCUGGAGCUGAUGAUGCGCUUGUGGAAACGAACCCCAGUCAUUCUUUCUUGGGAAAUGCCAUAAGGAGCAAUAUAAAGUCUGACUCUUUCAAAGCUGAUAUUGAACUCUCAGACAGUGAAGUAGUUGUUGUGUCUGUCGAUGAAGCCUCAUCUGAUGUGACUGACAAGGACAUUAAUGAUUUUGCAUCUUGGUUGGGUGGAUCAUAUGUUGCUGGCUCUGCUGAACCAUUGUCUGGAUUGUUGAGUGUCUCUCUGGCUGGGGGUGCUAAUGUGGAGUUCAAUUUAGAAAAGGAAGCAGAGAGGAAAUUUGUAUUGAACAUUUUGGGUCUAUAUCAGAAUAUCAGACGGGCUGUCAGCGUUCAUGAUGAUUUAUCUCAUGAUAUUGAGAGAACUGCUGAAUUAACAGUUGGACGCUUUGGUGGUAUCGAUGCUUUAGCACAGGAGUAUGGACAAGGUAUGGCUAAGCAAGGGAUGAGUGUCUUGCUUGCCACCCUAUCAAAGCUAUUUGAACUGUUGGAGACAUCUCAUAAAGGCCAAAUUGUUGGGGUGAUCGUCCUUGAUGAGAGAGUAAAUCAAGUUUCAGAAAAUCUUCUGAGCAUUGGGUCUUCUCGUUCAUCUGCACGCUCAAUGGCGGAAGUAGAGGGAAUCCCACGUCCAGCCAUCAUUAUCGCUCAAGUUUUACUUGUUAGGCUGACUCUUGCAUGGUUGACCGGAAUAAUUCUUCUCAUUGCAACUAUCCUUGGGGUGUACUUCCUUAUGUACAUGCCUUUGACGAAGGAUACACUGUUAUAUUCAAACGUGAAACUUGAUUAAGACAUGAAAUGGAGAGCUUCAAAACGGCAACCGGACACCGAUUCUGUCUCCAGGUCGUUCGUUUACAUCUUUUUGUGUGUAUCUAAGCCGUGUUUCUCAACUGGCCGCAUUUGAAACCAGUGUCAUUUGAAUGUUUUAAGAGAAGGAUGAAACUUUUAGUGGCCAGAGCAGUUGAUGUGUUGUGUAUAUUGCCAUAUUGGUUGCAUUCUCUACUUAUAAUUAUUUUCUUUGUUACUACAUACAUUUGAGUCUCUGUCCUAUUAAUAAAGAAUACGUUGGACACUUCAUGUAA
This is a messenger RNA of Camelina sativa (false flax), 1500 nucleotides long. RefSeq lists its product as uncharacterized. The record is from RefSeq and is a predicted model, not a curated record. Gene Ontology annotation, cellular component: endomembrane system. NCBI's taxonomy places the organism in Eukaryota, Viridiplantae, Streptophyta, Magnoliopsida, Brassicales, Brassicaceae.